Messenger RNA from Aspergillus wentii DTO 134E9, 1590 nucleotides. Its product is annotated as CCDC90 family protein. The coding region runs from base 185 to 1123 and encodes 312 amino acids. The record is from RefSeq and is a predicted model, not a curated record. NCBI's taxonomy places the organism in Eukaryota, Fungi, Ascomycota, Eurotiomycetes, Eurotiales, Aspergillaceae. Gene Ontology annotation, cellular component: mitochondrion. The transcript has 3 exons.
GCCUCCGCGUCGCUUCGCCGAAUCGGAGCAAAAUCAGUCUGCAACUUAGUCAUCGGUAUUUCUCAACUCCAUUCACCUUCACUCCAUUAUUACAGAAGCUUGACAUACUCGACGCAAUAGCGAGAGUGGUCUAUUACCAUACCCUCUCCCCGCCCAUGUACAGCCAUUCUUCUACGCAAUAAGGAUGGCGCCAUCAAAGAACGUCACGGAGGUGCCGCGUUCCAUCCUCCCUCGCCUGACCUGGAAUGGCUCCUCUCCCCGGACUACCGUCACUCCACCCCAGCCCUCCGCAUUAUCAAGAAAACGACAGCAGAAGCGGCAGCAGCAUGUACAGGGCUGGUAUCCUGCAAGACAUCAACUUAAUACUCUAGCGUUCUCUCCUCGCUCAUCUCCCUUCUUUACAACACCCCAGGACACAAACUCGACAUCUACGAUCGCUAGGCGUUCAUCCACAUCGUCGCACACUACUUCCUACCGUCCUUCUGUCGAGCCUCUUAGUAAUCCGGUCCGAUACAAUGGCGUGUACGUUGCUGUGUUCAAGUCAGCCCGGCGUGCUUUCCAUGCUUCAGCUGCUCGGGAGCGGGAUCACCACUUCGACACGCUAAAGUUCGUUCAACGCUUAAAGGAUGAAGGUUUCAGCGAGGAACAAGCCGUCGCUAUGAUGAGGGUUUUGAAUGAUGUUAUCCAAGAGUCGAUCCAGAACUUGACUCGGACAAUGGUUCUCAAGGAAGACUCUGAAAGAUCAACAUACACGCAAAAGGUUGAUUUUGCCAAACUUCGCUCUGAACUCCUCAACGCAGACUCGACUGAAGCGCAACUGACACACUCUUCGCAUGAAAAAAUCGCCGCGGAUCUUGCGAAGCUUAACUCACGUCUUCGGGAUGAGAUUGGGCGCACGCAAGCAUCCGUCCGCUUGGACUUGAACCUUGAGAAAGGCAGGAUUCGCGAAGAGGCCAAUGGCCAGGAAAUGCGUAUCAAAGAGACAGAAACCAGAAUCGAACAAGAAGUUGCGGGGCUGAGAGAACGAGUAGAAGCUGUUAAAUUUUCUACACUGCAGUGGCUGAUGGGUGUUUGUACCGGUACUGCAGCACUGAUUCUUGGUGCCUGGCGUCUUUUUAUGUGAGUGUCUAGGUUUCAAGACCGGUAUGCUGGAGAUCAUUUUUGUGAGACUUCCAUCAGUGUUCUUGGGAUUCUCCCUUGAUUGUACAAUAACUUCUCGCUUGCCAUCUGCUUCUGUUCGAUAAGACCAAAGCAAGAGGCACUAUUCCACCUUUGUUUUUUAUUUUUUUUUAUUUACUUUAUUUUAACAUGCAAGGCAUAUCUCCUCUAUGGCUGUGGACUAGACAAGGGUGCUAGUUUUGCCUAAUGAGAUUCGUCAGUGGAAACCACUGUACCCAUAUACUAAAACGUUUGCUUGAGAUAGCAAUGUUCACACGGAAGAUCAAAAGCCCUUGAAAAUAAAUAAGCAUUAUGACAUUUUUACCUUAGGCAAAAUAGCAUGUAUGACAGGAAAGACAGGAAAGUCUGGAAACCAGGCCCUAAAGAUGAUCUGUUUGAACUACUAUCAAGUAAUACCACUUUACUUUACCA